Molecule: messenger RNA, 4604 nt
Organism: Drosophila serrata
Lineage: Eukaryota; Metazoa; Arthropoda; Insecta; Diptera; Drosophilidae
Gene: FANCI
Product: Fanconi anemia complementation group I
Biological process (GO): DNA repair
Molecular function (GO): DNA polymerase binding
Source: RefSeq, a predicted model, not a curated record
UCUGGCGCCGAAUUGUUUAAAUCUACUAAAAUUAAUAAUUAAACGUAAACAAUGUCGCGUGACUCGCUUCUUUCGUGGAUGCGAAAUCUUGGAGAGAAGGGCCGUCAAAGUGAGCUGGAGUUGCUGAUUCAAAACAAGCCCAUCAAGGAGCUGACUGACACUCUAUGUGCAACAAUGUGCCGCAGCGAGGGAAUAACGUAUUGGAACUACUUGCUCCUGGGCUUCAAUCCAGACAGUCAGGAGGCACGAGAGAAGCGAUUCGCCUGCGUGCGCAGUUUUAUGGACGGACUGCGUAGCAUGGAGCUCAGCUACAAACAGACCUUCGAUCUGAUCACGCGCCUGUCCCAGGACCUUGUCACCUUCUCAUCCGACCAGCUGGCCUGGAUCGUGGAGCAUUGUAUUGACGGGUUGCGUCUGGGAGACGCCAAGUGCGUGGGCUGGAAGGACCUGCUCCCAGAUGCCCUCUCCUUGCUGUCGGCCAGGCCGCGGUUCCUUCUAAACGGAAUAUAUGUUGAAGGAGAUGAGUACAGGAAGGCUACAGUUCGAAGUAUUUCGACCAUGCAAUGGCCAUCAACGAUACUCACUCCCAUUGCCGAUAUGUUCAAGAAUAUGAACCUGAGCAACGCCGAGGUCGUGACUGUGCUGAACAAGUUUUCUGGGGCCCUGCAGGAGUUGUCUCCCAUGGAGCUGCCUGCUUUGUGCUUCCAGCUCUUUUCCAUGUGCACUACUGCCUCUCAGUUGAUUAUUCCUUUGCUGGCACUGGAGAAGUACUUUCAUCGCAAUUUUUACAAGCGCCUGUUCUCGGACAUGUGCAGUAACUCCACAAACCUGGACAGCAUUGACUCCUAUUCGGACAAGGAACUUCGGGAGGCGGAGGAGACUAUACUACAUCAUUUAAACUACUGUACUAUGUACAAGUUAACAGAGAAACACUUGGCCAUAAUGCUGAGAAACUUCCAGCACAUGCCCGAUGUGGUACUUACUCCUUUUAUGCUCAGCGCCAUUAUAUCCAUGACGACAAUAAAUCGCGAUCCGGAAUCCGCACGCACCUCUCACUCCAUUCUGCUGCCCUUUUUGCGUAAUGUUAUCAAAAAUAACGAAGAAGAACGCACCUUGGCUGACUAUUCCGUGUGGUAUCGAGAUACUUUGCAGCGUAAACAGGUUGAUCUGCAACAGGUUUUUGCGGUGCUGAUAGAUCAGAACAAAGAUGGCAAGGAUGUGAUCACACCCGGCCUGGUUCACUUGAUAUUCUAUUUGCUUAAAUCUCAUUCGCCCAAGAUGCACACCUUGUCCAUUACCUUUUUAACGAAAUUCAUACGGAAGCGCUUCAUUUUUGGUCAGGGAAUAAUCAAGUUAAUUUCUGAAUGGAUGAUUGUAUACCAGGAUCAAAAUCAGUUCUCGGAAUGUCUCACCCUACUGAGCGUGGCAGAUACGUACACCGUCUCGGAGUGUAUAAAGACCAUUCAAAAUGUUAUGGAGCACAUGCAAUGGCUUUCUGGUGAGCAAGCCAUGCGGAUGAUGAACUUUAUUCUGCCCCUCUUAAAAAUAUCUAAUCGCGUUCGCGAUGCUUUGAUUGAUGUUCUUUGCAAGUCCAUGAGCUCAAGCGGCAUUCAAAAACGUCGAAUGGCCAUUUAUGGUUUCUGCAUGAUCCUAAAGCAGCUCAACAACAGCAAUGCUGUGCGCCAGACCUCAAGUGCCACCAGCUUCUGCACGCAGCACAGUAUUUCUGGUUACUCCAUGAUGACCCAGAACACGCUGGGAAGUCGUAGCAAUCCGCAGCGUAACUUUGACAUGUUGACUCUGGAGAUAAUCGGAAUGUUACGAAAUUGCUUACAGCAGCAGUUCGAUAUUCGUUGUACCCUCUAUGAGAAUCUCCAGAGGGCCGUGGAGCUGAAUGCCAAACUGGUGCCCCACGUCCUACAGGUCAUCGAUUGGCACUUUCGGAGCUUCUUUGAAACGCCCGCUGCUGAAGAUGCUGGUGAUGAUUUGGACACAGUUUUUCGCAUUCGCUACGACCAGUUGGCCACUGCCAUUGAUGAACAACAUAUGGAGAUUCAGCUCAACGAUAACCUUGGCCGGCUGAUCCAGUUUGUGGCCAACUGUUUGUCCAUCUUUGAGCGAGCGCCAACGGGCUACGACACACGGGAGAUGAAUCGUCUUAUGAAUCUUUGUGAGCAACGAAUGACGGCCAAUAGAUUACCCUUGGAGGACAUUGCGCCCCCAGCCACACACCUUAAGUGCGUUUUGGUGCUGCAGCAACUAAAUAUCAUCGAAGGACUUAUUUCCCACUUGUUGCUUCGGUCUAAACCGCAAAACGAUGCUGUGUCCCAGAUUCUGCCUUUAUUCAAUCAGCAUGUGAAGCUCUUGGAGAAUCUCAAAACCCUGGCAGGUGCCUCAAAGAAGAGUUUGAAGCAAUCAGCCAAGCAAGCGGCCAACAAUACUUCGCGAUCUAACACCUUUAAUCUGACCAUGAACGGGGUCCCAGUGAGGAGCAUGUGCACGCAGCCGGAGAACAUUUGGGACUUGGCUAUACUGGAGAAACUGCUACAUCUAUUGCUGGAUGACGUUGUGGCCUUUGCUGCACCCGAGAGGACCACUCUCUUGCGUUCAAAUCAGCCUCUCGUGCGUUACACUAUUAGUACUACUGCACAAAGACUGGAGGGCAUACGCCAAGAACCGGACUAUAAACAACUUAGCUACAGCAAGCGGACCUUUAAGCAACUAGCAGACAUCACCAAGAUCAUAUACGAGCGUUGCAUUCGUCGGCUGCCCCAGUUGUGGCGAGAAUUCGAUAUGGCCAGCUCCGCCUUGGCCGCUAAAUGCUUUGCUGAGUGUCUUAGGACAGCCCAUCAGGUUUAUCCGAAGAAGUUCCAGGAAUUCGUCAGGAUAUUUGAUAUGGCAUCCUUAAACAAAGGCAAGGAAGUCACCUAUAUUGUUCAGGAUGUCUUGGAUGAGUUUAUGACGGAGUAUUGCAGCGAUGAAGCCAUAUGCAACGAUGAGUCCGUUGCCAAAGUGCCAGUUUACCUCUUGGAAGCUUUAGAAAUUCUUCUGGAUCACAUUGAAUUCGGAGAGCGGGCAGCCACCGAGUCGUACACUUGGCUGUUGCGCUUUUGCAGCAAAUACGAGAUCCUAAAUGGCGAGAUGGGCCUUGUACACCGAAUGCUAUUUACCCAGCGCCAGAAAACGCAUUCGGGCCCAUUCUUUGAGAGUAUUGCCAGGCAAUUGGGACUUGUGCUUGGCACCCAAAAUGACAAUUUGGCCUUGGAUUCCAUGGAGCUGAGUUUGAAAUCUAUAAGUACCGUGACAGCCGAGAGCUGUCUGCAGCACCUCUACGCAGCUGUACAGAAGCAGCUGACGGAUGUGGAUUAUUUCGUUACCAAGGCCAAUAAUUUGAACUACAAAUGCCAGAUAGUUCCCGAAACGGAUCAGAUAUACUGGCGAGGUAACCUAGAUGCCAUGGACCGUUCCAUUUGCACUCAGAUAAUCCACAUCUCGCGGACUCUUAUGUGGCUUACGCACCUCUGCAUUCCGCUGGGUUCCUCCAUGGACGGUCUAAUGAAGCUGCUGAUCCAGCACUAUACGUGCCUGAAAAACCUGGCCAAGCACUACAUAUCCUGCUUCUCGUCCGAUGGAAGCGUGGAAAAUAUUCGUAGCACCAAAUUUGAGCUGCUUCUUAGGGACGUGGGGAAACAACUGCCGGCCAAUGUUUACGAGCUCAUAACCUAUAUCGAAGCGAACACCCUGGAUGAGGAAGCGCAACAGCAUAUUAAGAAGCGCAAGGUCCAGGCCGAGCGAGCCAAGAUCCUCCGGGAGACAAGGCUGAUUCCCAAAGUCAUUAUGGUCAUCGAGGACUUCAACAAGCACAUUAUCCUGCUGUCCAAGAAGACCAAGACCCAGAACAGGCUGACAGACUACUUGCACUUGGGCACUAUGCGUGACUUUGAUAUCAAGUCGAACGAUUUGAAGGCGGCCAUAGAGCGUAGUUUAUCGGAUGGCCGUAAUAUAUCCGAAGAGGAUAGCAACGCGGAGGAUCAGGAGGAUGAAGUAGAGGAGGAUGCCCAGUCCACCACCUACCCGGCAGAUGAGAGUGAGGCGGAGGCCGAAGCGGAAGUGGAGCCUGAGGACGUUGAAGAGCCAGUAGUAGUGGAAAAAAAGACGCAGCGCCGUAGACGUGCACCCAGUAGUGAGUCGGAGGAUACUCAACCAAAACGGAAAAGAGGCCGCAAGCCCACCAGUGAAAAACAAGAAUCUAAUGCAAAGACGCAUCCAGAUAGCUCAAAAACUAAGAACCUGAAAACGGAUUCAAAUAAACAGGUCAAAAAAGCAGCUCAGGCCGCAUCAGACGAGAAUAAGAGGCCCAAGAGAUUUGCAGAAAAGAAAGAGGAAAACCAAAGGGCAAAGGAAAUCACAGAAGUCUCAAAGCCGGAAAAACCCGAAACUAAAGAUAAGCCUCGAAUCAGCCGACGACUAGGGCUUGGGCGCUCGGGGAAGAUGUGAGUUCAAUUUAAAAAGGUUUUUUGUUAUUUUAUCUUCUUGUAAAUUGCAUUUCAUACAAGAUACGUAUACAUACAUUCAUACAAGAAAUUCACAUACACAAAUCCACU